Tribolium castaneum (red flour beetle) is the source of this 4170-nucleotide messenger RNA. RefSeq lists its product as uncharacterized. Bases 478 to 3309 code for a protein of 943 amino acids. Lineage: Eukaryota; Metazoa; Arthropoda; Insecta; Coleoptera; Tenebrionidae. The transcript has 8 exons. The record is from RefSeq and is a predicted model, not a curated record.
AGUGCGCUGUUGUGUUCAAGCAAUGAAACAAUAAUUGCGGUUAAAAUGCGCUUGUUUUGUAGAUAUUUUGACAAGUUUUGCUAAGUCAAUGACCAAUUGGAAAUAUUGAUCUGUGUGUUAUAAAAUCGGGCGCUCCCUAUCGGUGACGUCUAAAACUGGCAUUCCCCCUCCAUAAACUCCGUCGCGGCGCCUGAAAAUCGACGUUGUAGUACUACCUGUGUAGUAUUCAUUAUCAUGUUAAAUAGACAAUUUUAUUUCAUCGUUUCCACAUUUUUGGUUUUUAUUUAUUAAAAUGGUAGUGGUGUAGGUACAUUGGAAAAAAUAAAUCAGUGUACUUAAUGCGUUGGGUGGUUGAAUCGAUAAAAAUGUAACUCUUCAUCAUUUCAGUAUGUUUGGGCGUUAAUCCCGAAGAUUCGUCGCUACUUGUUACCAUUUGUUGCUUACCCUUAACCCAGUAAAUCACCACCAAAUAAUAACAUGUCGGUACCUGGAAGUACCUCUGGUGUUAAUUCACGACGUCAGAAGCGCAUGGGUCCUGCCCCUUUCGCCUCUUUUGAAGACCUCUCAGACGAGGUGAGAUCCCGUCUGGAGAGUCCCGAAGACAAAAACCCGGCCGGAUCCGUGGUCAGACUUCCAGGUAUCCGAGAAGACGCGACACCAAUCGACCACCCUGGCAUAAGUCUCUUAGGUGCAAUGCCACUCUCCAGCCCCCAGAAACUAACACCAAGAAUCGACAUUUCCCGAGCCAGUAGUUCAUCACAUCAUGACAGUCGAGACAGCACUCCAGAACGUGAACUUUUCGAUCAUGAAGCCCCAAAAUUAGGUCUAGGCUUUCGGGAAGAAGGCGCCCUUGAUUUACGAUCAUCAACUGAAGAAUUGGACUUCCAAGACCCACAAGAAGUGAAGAAAAAACCCACCAAACCACAAUCACCCGAAGAAAUAAGCCAUCAUCAAAGAAAAGAUUCACAAAGUUCCGAAAUUGGUUUAUUGUGUAUUUCUGGACGUACGUCACGACUUUCAAGUAUCGGAAGUCAAGGUUCUGGACAUAGUCGCUUAUCAAAUGCGAGUCAUCUUUCCGUUAUUUCCAACCAAUCAGGACUGUCACGAUCACCAUCGCCUCAUAAAAUGUUACUCGAGACGUCGUUUUGUGGCACGAAACCACCGGAAAACGCACCGAAUAACAAGAGCCAAACCGGGACCAAAAUCGAGACGGAAGUGCUCGAAAAAGUGCUUCUUGCACGCAAACAUGACCCGACUCAGGCCGUUCUCGCCGAAGGGAUUGCGGUACCACCUCCUAAACCCAAACGUGUGCUACAAAAAAGUGAUAUUACAAUUAAAGUGGACGAACCAAGCAAUAAUAACAUUCCGCGAAAAUUUAUUGCAAAAAGUGGAGUGGAAUACAUUUAUAUCCCACUCAAAGGCCCUCUCCCAUCCCAACCUGAAACAACCACCACCAACACCAAACCAAAACUCCGCGAAGUUAAAUCAGCCACAAUCCAACCUAAAACCAAAACACCAACCAAACCUAAACCGAAAUCAGCCUCGCCUUCACCGAAACGCGAAGACGAACCAAAAUACAUCCGAAUCAAACUAAAACCUGACCACAUGUACAGCAACAGCCAAGAGGAGGAGUCCAAACCUGAAACUUUGGACUUACAACCUGAACCAAAACCAAUCGAAAGUCCAAAACCAUCAACAGCAACACCAUCACCUUCACUCUCCCGGAAAAGCUCGUUCGCUUCACUUUUCCGGAGCAAAGAAACGAUUAUAAGUCCGGAAUCGCCAACCGGUUGCAAACGAAAAUCACUCGGCGGUAUUUUAAGCGAGAGUUUGAAAGAACGAAGUCGUUCGAAAAGCCGCGAACGUGAUUUAUCCAACGAAAGCAUCGGCAAGCAAAAGUCGGUCUUUUCGCGUUUUCGCAAAAAAAAGGACGAAACGACGAGUUCAAGUGAAGUUUUGCCGAAUUUCGACGCAAUUGCCAAAGUAGAAUUUAAAUUUAAUGAUAAUAGACACGAAUUAGAAAGCGAUUCGGUUCGAAUUCCCUUGCAUUCGCCCACGUUUUACGAAGAUCGAACCAUUGUAACUUCGAGUCAAGACAGUCAGGAAACUGUGAUUGAAGUCAAUCGAACGGAAAUGGAAGUACAAGUCGAAAGCAAUAUUACGGUGAAUGGUGGUGGUGGUGCCAAAAGCGAGCCACAAAGACAGAGUAGUACAAGUAGUGAGAAUGUGGUGUUUUCAACGAAACUUGGAAGUAAUAAUGAGAUUUUCUCGACCAAGUUGCCCAAAGAUAAGGCGAAAGAACCGGAGAUUAGCUCGGCACCUGAGGACGUUUCGUCCGAAUCGGAACGAGACUCGGAAGCUGAACUGCCGAAAAAAAAGGAUUUGAAGCUGGAACUGGAUUAUGUGGAGCCGGAACGGAAAGAACUGGUCUUGCAAGACUCCUAUGACGACGAGCUCCCCUACGUGCCCACAACCCUCCCUCAGGAGCGUUCGGCCGCCCUCCCCAUCAUCCCCAUCAAGCAGCGUUCAACCUUCGAAAUGAAGACCCACCCCAUCGAACGCCCCCGUUCCACCACCCCCAUCAACCCCAGCUGCCUCGAAGAGUACUGUGAAGACGUCAUGACAACCAUCAACACCAUCGAAAAACUCAAAAUAUCUCUGCCACGAAACGAAUCAGUUGAAAAAACUGUCAAAUCACCGCGAAAACCAAUCAGCAACACAACCAAUUGGUUUGAAUUUGCCGAGAAAGGGAUUAACACAGGAAGGCGUUCCUCGUUGACUCAGGACGAGACGCCGCCUCCACUGCCCCCGAAAGGGGUCCAAAAGGAGUGGAUUAAUUUUGAGGAAAUCCCCGAACGGAGAAAACCACCGAAACGGAUUCAAACGUUACCGUCACGUGGCCAUAUUGAAGUUUCUGAGAGUGUUUUACAGGAUAAUGUUGUGUAUAAUUAUGUGAAUCCCGAGGAGUGCAAGUGCGAGUGUCAUGAAAUGAGGGAGAGGAAAAAGGGCUGUGGAGGGGUGCAGGAGGAUGAGCUGCCCUUAUUGGAUGAUGAACAGGAGGAAAAGGAGGGGGAGAGGCUUAAGUUGGAUGUUGCGGUUGCUGAUCGGAGAAGUAUAGUAAGUGACUCUUCGGUAGAUUUAAGUGCAGCUGUAGAACCUCCGGAAGCGAACGGCAGUGUCAAAUUACGAACUCCAUUUACUAGUGAUUUAGGAGUGUCGAGUAACAGAUCCAGUAUUGUAUCCCAGGAUGAACCUGAAUCACCAGAUUCCGGAUCGCCAAAUGCCUUUCCUAAACCUUUAUUAGGGUAAUAAAACCAAUUUGAUUUAAUUAAUUAAAAAACCGACAAGUGUGACCUUUUAUUAAAAUUUGGAUGUUCUAGAAUAAAAUCAAUCAUCGCGCCCGACCCCUCACAAUAAAAGCCUUGUAUAUGAUUGUGUGUACGUAGGCCUAUCUCUUGUCCAAAAACUGUUAUUGUACUUUUCUUGUUACCUCUUGGACACAAAAAUUUAUUGUUACUUAUCAAGUGUUGACCGUUUCUUUCUGAUUAAAUUAUAUCAUGUUGAACUAUACGGUAACAAGACUUUGCUUGUUUAUAAGGACGUUGGUUAACUCACGAAUACUAUUGUACAGUAAUAUUCAGUAAUAAAAUAUACGUGUUGAAAAAAUCGCAUCGUCCCACCCAUGACUUGCAAUUUUUUCCUCUCUCUCUGCUAAUCAAAAUUCGGCGAAAUAUUUAUCAGUUCAGGAACCUUUGCCGAGCAAAUAACACAAUCUGCUGAAUCAUGAGGGCAAAAAAAACGCCAAAAUUCGCUUUCACUACUUUAUUAAAACCAAAAUUAUUGUAUCUUCGAUUUGAUAAUUUCGAGCGCUUUUCUCAAAUGCAUUGUACACAAAUCAAGGGGCGUCUGCCCGUCGCGAUUUUUCGUAUCCAAGUCGCCCCCAUUUUGCACCAACAACUUGGCGACAUCUUGUCUAUCCUCCUCACAGGCCAAAUGGAGCGGCGUAAACCCAUAAACAUCUCGCGCGUUUAUAUUCAAGUGUUGCGGACUUUCAAUCAACAGUCUCACAAUCUCUAGGUUCCCCUUGGAGGCAGCCCUGUGUAACGGAGUGGCCCCCCGUUUAUCACUUAUGUUAACAUUGGCCUUGUGUUCGACCAAUUUGGCACAAAU